This is a messenger RNA of Lolium perenne, 1494 nucleotides long. RefSeq names its product zinc transporter 8. The record is from RefSeq and is a predicted model, not a curated record. Gene Ontology annotation, cellular component: plasma membrane. Gene Ontology annotation, biological process: zinc ion transmembrane transport. Gene Ontology annotation, molecular function: zinc ion transmembrane transporter activity. Lineage: Eukaryota; Viridiplantae; Streptophyta; Magnoliopsida; Poales; Poaceae.
CCAGCGUACAUAGCUGCGCAGCUCUUGCUCUUGCACCUCCUCCUCACCCCUCGCGUCGUCGUAAUUACGCGGGCAGCACCACAUCCUUGUGCAGACAUGAAGCCGAGCGCCGCCGUGCUCCUCGCCGCCGUCGUGGCGCUGCUCUUGGUCUCCACAGUGCGUGGCGCCGACGACGACGAGUGUGGGUCACCAGAAUCGGCGGCGCACGAUCGCGCGCGGGCGAAGCCUCUCAAGAUCGCGGCUUUCUUCUCCAUCUUGGUCUGCGGCGCGCUGGGUUGCUCCCUGCCCGUGCUGGGGCGGCGCGUGCCCGCGCUCCGGCCCGACGGCGACAUCUUCUUCCUGGUCAAGGCGUUCGCGGCGGGGGUGAUCCUCGCCACAGGGUUCAUCCACAUCCUACCCGACGCGUUCGAGAACCUCAGGUCGCCCUGCCUGCCUGACAGCGGUCCGUGGAAGGACUUCCCGUUCGCAGGGCUCGGCGCCAUGGUCGGCGCCAUCGGCACGCUCGUCGUCGACACCCUCGCCACUGGGUACUUCACGCGCGCACACCUGAAAAAGGACGCUGCGACAGGGGGCGGUAGCGCUGCUGUCGUGGACGAGGAGAAACAGGCCGCUGCUGCCGCCGCCGCCGCCAGCGAGGAAGGUGGGGAGCACUUGCACGUCCUGCACACCCACGCGACGCACGGCCACGCGCACGGGUCGGCGGCGCUCGUCGCGGCUGUUGGCGGCUCCGAGGACGAAAAGGACACGGUCCGGCACCGCGUAAUCUCUCAGGUGCUUGAACUGGGUAUCGUGGUUCAUUCAGUGAUCAUCGGCAUCUCCCUCGGUGCGUCUCACGAUCCGGACACCAUCAAACCUCUUGUGGUCGCCUUGAGCUUCCACCAGAUGUUCGAGGGCAUGGGUCUUGGUGGCUGCAUAGUUCAGGCAAAAUUCAGGGCGAGGUCCAUCGUGACCAUGAUCCUCUUCUUCUGUCUAACGACGCCGGUGGGCAUCCUCGUCGGCAUGGGCAUAUCGCGGGUGUACAACGAGAACAGCCCGACAGCGUUGGUGGUUGAGGGCAGUCUCAACUCGGUGGCUGCUGGGAUCCUCGUGUACAUGGCCCUCGUCGACCUCCUCGCCGAGGAUUUCAUGAACCCCAAGGUGCAGAGCAGGGGGAAGCUGCAGCUCGGCAUCAACAUCUCCAUGCUGCUCGGGGCAGGCCUCAUGUCCAUGCUCGCCAAAUGGGCGUAGCCUGAAGCAUGGGACACCGAACAGUUUUGCUCCGUGACAUGCGAGUUCCAAUAUGGCAGGAUGCAGAGAGGUACAUAGGACCGUUGCGUUGAAACGAGAGACUAUAUCUUUGUACAUGCUCCGUCUCCUAGACUGGGUUUGGAGUAUCAAUCGUGUAGAUUUUAGACCGAGAGUUGAGAAUGCGGGAAGUGUUGGUGCAUAUCUUGAGGGAUUAACUAUUUGUCCAACUUUGACAAAUCUUCAAAUAAAACAAGAAAUUUGCUAGAA